AGAGAGAACCAAAACUUUUGGUGUGGUCACUCCCUAUUUUGGGAGAAGUUCUAAGCCCAUCCCGAAAGACGGAAAGAGAGAGAGACGGAGAAAGACGUUCGCGUUCCACAUACGUGCAAAUACACACCCUCAAUUUCUCUUUCUGUCCCAUAAGUCUGCUGUCAAUCGAGAGUUCCAAGGAGCGCUCUUUCCCAAAAGGUCCCUUUUUCUCUCACAAAUGGAUCACAGACUAGCUGUAUAGCCACGGGUCCGUUUGUUCCACCACAACUAGAAGUAGCAGUAUUGGUUGUUAGCAGCUCAAAGCUGAAGUUGUUCCUUUCAGAGGCAGUUCAUGUUCCACCACCAACAAGUAAGGUAGAGUCCCCUGAAAAACAGCACUGAGCCCUCCUAAAACUGAAUACACAAGGCAUUGGUGGGGCUACAUUGCGGACAUCGACCAGCAGUAUUUGGGGGUUUUCCCGGGUCAGACUAAGAAAAUGUGAUAAUGUCCCUUGUCUGACUUGAAAGUCGUCAAUCUCAUGAAAUUUGUGCCUCGAAGAGAUAAACUCUUUUGUUACUAACAGCCAGAUAUUCUUGGUUAUCAUAAUGAAUUCCGGUGAAUUAAAAGUGGAUGUGCCUUUGGCCUCCAUGGAGUCCGACAUGGAUGACGAUCUCGAGUCCACUCACUCCGAUACGAACCCACAUCCAGCAUCUGGAGUGAGCAAGAGCACCAAGCAAAGCAUCAAUGCCGCCAACAAAUCCAGGUCUUCAUCGGCCAAUAGAAGAGCCUCGCCCAGAUUCAAUCUGGAUGGAACGGAUUCCAUGACCGGAUCUCUGGAGGAUUUGGUGAACUCCUUCGACGACAAGUUGACCAACGUGUUCCAUGACUAUCAAGAACAAGUGGAUAAAAUCGCACCAGUUCAGGUUCGCUCCCAAGAAGAGAUCAUGAACGAAUGCCAGGUUUGGUGGACGAUAACCGGAAACUUUGGGAACAUGAUGCCCAUUGAUUGGUCCAAAUCCACGGUGAGAGCCAAGCAUCUGCCCACUUUGAAUCUAAUGGGUGCCAAACCCGCCAGUCGAGGUCGUUCUUCAUCUACCGCACGAACUGCCAGAGAUUCCGUGAACAAUGGAGAUGAUCUCGAGGAGGAAGAUGACAUCGUGGCUGCUGAUCUGGAUAUGCAUAGCCUGAUCCUGUCAUCGCAUCAGCAAGAGAAUUCCGACCAGAUUAAAAGUGCCGAGGAAGUCAUAAAAGAGAUCGACGAUAUGAUCGAAGAGAGCGAUCUACAAGACACAGAAGAUGAUAACGGCCUUGGUCAAAGCGGAGGUCCUUUCCAAUCCGAAGGGUCUCACAACCGACCAUCCAACUCCUCCUCAUCCACAUCCACCCACCUUCGAGAGCAUCCAGCCGGGUUCUCGUCGUACCAAAGAUCCUCGCAAAUGGUUAGUCAAGCCUUGGCCGGACGGAAAUUGGAAGAGCUCUCCUCCAACGAGCUCAGUCAGAUCUUGAACGAUAUCGAGAUUCUCGUCCGAGAACUCUCCGAGGAGUUGGUCAACGAUCUGGGCGUCCGAGACGAGCUAGAGUAUGAGAAAGAACUCAAGAACACCUUCAUCUCAUUGCUCCUAUCCAUCCAAAGCAAGAGACGGCAACACGUGGCCGAUGGUGGCAAGAUGCGGCGGGAUCCCAAGGACAUGUACAAAUAUUUGACCACCGUGAUUCCUUACCAACCGGAAAGAGGCGAACCUCCAUUGGCCACGUUACAAGUCCUGGUGAAGAUCCUGAAGUCCAUCAAUGAGGACUCGCCAGCCGUCCCGGCCUUACUCACCGAUUACAUUUUGAAGGUCCUCUGUCCGUCUUAAAGAGGACCCGAGUGGAUUGCAUUGAAUCGCCUCACGUUUUGUUUGACUCUCGAGAGAACUUUAUUUUCCCGUGGCAUAUACUCUCUGUAUUAAAUUCGUUUCAGAAUCUCUUUUAGUCUCAUGUUACUCUGAUAGAAUGUCACCCAAUGCUGUUGUCCAUAGCCAUGUUGAAAUACACCAUUAACUUGC
Messenger RNA from Tigriopus californicus, 2025 nucleotides. RefSeq names its product fasciculation and elongation protein zeta-2-like (gene Unc-76). The record is from RefSeq and is a predicted model, not a curated record. The transcript has 4 exons. Lineage: Eukaryota; Metazoa; Arthropoda; Copepoda; Harpacticoida; Harpacticidae. Gene Ontology annotation, cellular component: cytoplasm; axon. Bases 586 to 1836 code for a protein of 416 amino acids.